UCAGUACCAGCUGUUCUGAUUCUAAGACCUGCGUUUUUCGCGAGUACGAGUCCGCCGAUAGACUUGCCUUUCUUGUUCUUUAAUUCAGCGAUUAGUCUUAAUUCCGCAAUAGGAUACGGAAAGCGUUCGCUUCUUACCAACGUGGUCGUAUUCGGCGAUAGGGUAAGGAGCCAUGGGUAAGAACGAGUUUCUUACGCCGAAGGCCAUCGCGAACCGAAUCAAAGCCAAGGGAUUGCAAAAGCUGCGAUGGUACUGUCAGAUGUGCCAGAAGCAGUGCCGCGACGAGAACGGCUUUAAGUGCCACUGCAUGUCGGAGGGCCAUCAGCGCCAGAUGCAGGUCUUCGGCAUGAAUCCGGAGCGCUUCGUCGGCGGAUAUUCCGAGGAAUUCGAAAAGACUUUUAUGGAGCACAUUCGACGGAGCCACAGGUUCAGCCGCGUGGCUGCGACGGUGGCUUAUAACGAGUACAUCGCGGACCGGCACCACGUGCACAUGAACUCCACCAAGUGGCUGACGUUAACGGAAUUCGUCAAGCACCUCGGCCGAGAGGGCCUGUGCAAAGUGGAGGACACCCCCAAGGGCUGGUUCAUUAGCUACAUAGACCGCGAGCCGGAAACGCUGUUUAAAGAAGGCCAGAAGAAGAAGCGAGAGCGCGCCGAGCUGGUGGGGGAGGAGCGGCACGAGAAGGAGAUCCAGGAGCAGAUUGAACGGGCGAGAUCCAAGCAGCCGGAGCCGGACGAAUCGGAAGAGAAGACGGUUGAUCCAGAAAAAAUGGCUUUGCAGCGUGAUCCGAACGCAGGAGAGAAAAUCGCGUUUGCGUUUGGCGGGUUAGGAGGAGGCGGAGCGAGCGGGUCUGGAGCGCAGAAGGCUGGUGGAGCACCAAAAGCGGGAGGCAGCAAUAAAGUGGAGAUUAAAGCCGGAGCAGCAGCGCCUAUGUUUGGUGAGGAGGAAGAUGAUGGCGAUGGUGAUGGGGCUGGUGGUAGGGCUCCUGGAGGGAAAAAGGCGAAACGAGGUGGUGAUACUGGGGAAGAAGCCGGUUCUAGACUUGGUGCUGGCAGUGCUGGUGGUGCUGGUGGUGCUGGUGCUGGGGGAACCCUAGCAACACUAAUGCAGGAGCAGGAGAAAGCCAAGGAGAGGGCGAACCGGAAGGAUUACUGGCUGACGGAGGGCAUUGUAGUGAAGAUCAUGAGUAAAGCGCUCAAGGAGAAAGGGUACUACAAGCAAAAGGGCGUGGUGGUGAGGGUGAUUGAUAGAUAUGUGGGGGAGAUAAAGACGUUGGACGAGGGUCAUGUGGUGCGAGUGGAUCAGCAGGAGUUGGAAUCGGUGCUGCCGCAGAUUGGAGGAGUGGUGAGGAUUGUGAAUGGCGCGUACAGGGGGUGCCUGGCGAAGCUGGUGGGGGUUGAUACUGAGAGAUUUUGCGCUAAGGUGGAGAUUCAGAGGGGGGCGUAUGAUGGGAGAGUGAUUCCUAGGAUUGAUUAUGAGGAUAUUUGCAAGGUGCAUGUGAAGUAAAAUGCGGCAACAUGCGCAGUGGAGUUCCAAGGGCAUUGAAUUGGAGAGUAAUUGGUUUGGUGCUACAAAACU
Messenger RNA from Closterium sp. NIES-67, 1579 nucleotides. The record is from the annotation of a GenBank genome assembly. NCBI's taxonomy places the organism in Eukaryota, Viridiplantae, Streptophyta, Zygnematophyceae, Desmidiales, Closteriaceae.